Sabethes cyaneus is the source of this 621-nucleotide messenger RNA. RefSeq names its product Kv channel-interacting protein 1. Gene Ontology annotation, molecular function: calcium ion binding. NCBI's taxonomy places the organism in Eukaryota, Metazoa, Arthropoda, Insecta, Diptera, Culicidae. The transcript is spliced from 5 exons. The coding region runs from base 1 to 621 and encodes 206 amino acids. The record is from RefSeq and is a predicted model, not a curated record.
AUGGCAACCCCACCGGACAGUCCAAUCGAGGAAGUCGUAUACGAGCUGGAACCGACCCGAGCGCCGAAACCAAUCCCGGUGGCACUCGAGGACCUCUGUCGGCUCACAAAGUUCACCCGGCAGGAAAUACGUGUUAUGUAUCGAGGCUUCAAAACGGAAUGCCCCGACGGAGUAGUCCACGAAGAUAGUUUUAAGGACAUCUAUGCAAAGUUUUUCCCUCAUGGAAAUUCCAGCCUUUAUGCACACUAUGUGUUCAAAGCGUUUGAUGUUAAUUGUAACGGAUCCAUCAGCUUUCGGGAUCUGUUGGUUACUCUAUCCACUCUGCUACGUGGUUCCGUAUACGAGCGGUUGCGAUGGACUUUCCGUUUGUAUGAUAUCAACGGUGAUGGCUGCAUUAGCCGGGGGGAGUUGGGCGAAAUUGUUACGGCUGUGCACGAGCUUAUGGGUAGAAGGCCCCACCAGCCCGAUGACGAUCAGAAAGCUAAAGAACAGGUUGAUCGCGUAUUCCGAAAGCUAGAUCUGAACCAGGAUGGCAUAAUUACGAUCGAAGAGUUCCUGGAAGCCUGUCUGAAGGACGAUGUCGUUACCAAGUCGCUGCAGAUGUUCGAUACUUGCCUUUGA